Messenger RNA from Harpia harpyja (harpy eagle), 3237 nucleotides. It is a transcript of the gene DIMT1, whose product is annotated as DIM1 rRNA methyltransferase and ribosome maturation factor. Gene Ontology annotation, cellular component: mitochondrial matrix. The record is from RefSeq and is a predicted model, not a curated record. Gene Ontology annotation, biological process: rRNA methylation. The coding region runs from base 73 to 996 and encodes 307 amino acids. The transcript is spliced from 12 exons. Gene Ontology annotation, molecular function: rRNA (adenine-N6,N6-)-dimethyltransferase activity. Lineage: Eukaryota; Metazoa; Chordata; Aves; Accipitriformes; Accipitridae.
GGCCUGCUGGGGAGCGGUAGUCCCGCGCGGCACGUGCGCGGGGAGCGGGGCCGCGGCCGGGUGGUGGCCGCCAUGCCCAAGGCGCGGGCGGGGAAGCGGCCGCGGCAGGAGCGCCGGGAGGGCCGCGCUACCGGCAUCCGCUUCAACACCGGGGCCGGCCAGCACAUCCUGAAGAACCCCCUCGUCGUCAACAGCAUCAUCGAGAAGGCUGCCCUGCGACGCACCGAUGUCAUUCUGGAAGUAGGCCCGGGAACCGGGAACAUGACGGUAAAAAUGUUAGAGAAAGUAAAAAAAGUUAUUGCUUGUGAAAUUGACCCUAGGCUUGUUGGGGAACUUCAGAAGAGAGUCCAGGGCACGUGUCUGGCAAACAAACUUGAAAUCAAGGUUGGAGAUGUCUUGAAAACAGAGUUGCCAUUUUUUGAUGCAUGUGUGGCUAACUUGCCUUACCAGAUUUCUUCACCUUUUGUUUUCAAGCUGUUGCUUCAUAGACCUUUUUUCAGGUGUGCGAUACUCAUGUUUCAAAGGGAAUUUGCACUUCGUUUGGUUGCAAAACCAGGAACUAAACUGUACUGCAGACUCUCCAUUAAUACUCAGUUAUUAGCUCGAGUGGACCAUCUGAUGAAGGUUGGAAAGAACAACUUCAGGCCUCCUCCCAAAGUUGAAUCCAGUGUUGUCAGAAUAGAACCAAAGAACCCACCACCACCUAUCAACUUCCAGGAGUGGGAUGGUCUGGUAAGGAUAGCCUUUGUUAGGAAAAACAAGACACUCUCUGCAGCAUUUAAGUCAAGUGCUGUGGAGCAGUUGCUGGAUCAUAAUUACCGAAUUCAUUGUUCCUUACAUAAUACAGAAAUACCUGAAAACUUCAAAAUUGCAGAGAAAAUACAGAUGGUCCUAAAAAAUACAGGUUACUCUGAAAAACGAGCCCGUUCAAUGGAUAUAGAUGAUUUCAUUAGACUGCUGCAUGGCUUCAAUUCAGAAGGCAUCCAUUUCUCAUAGAUUCUACUAGAAGAAUAAAAGAUGUUCUGUAUUUUGUCACAGAAGUCUUACCUAAGCCAGAGUGACUGCAACAGGACAAGCUCUUCUCACAAAAGCCAUGAACAGAAUAGAGUGCGCGCACUCUCGUUCUUAUUAAAGCCUUACGUGCAAUUUUAUCACAGGUAGUAGGCAAGAAGCUGCUGCUCUGUAUUUUAAAAGCGAUAAAUUCUUUCAUGACUGAAGCAAAGUGCUGGACUCCCAUGUGACAGUGUAUUUUUAACUACAUCAGAUAACAUGGAUUGAUGCUGCCGUAAUUGAAAUCUGCAUUCUCUGAUCAUGGACUUCAUCUCAGUAUAUUCUUGCACAGUCCUCAACAGUACAACCUGUAAGCCUGGUAUGGGCAACAAAACCAGAGUUGCAGUCGUUCCAUUUGUUCGGGAUUUUGUUGUUUGUUUUAAAGUGUAUUUAAACACUUUGUUUUGAUUUGGAAUGCCUGUCUCUUCCAUUCGUUCUCUGGUAGCUACCCACAUUCCAGGUCUGUUAGUACUCGUGGAGAAAUCCCAGUAACUGUUUCUCAGAAACAAGAGCAUUUAUCUUGUGGGCUUGGUAUCAUUUACAAUAAUGUUAUUGAGGUACCUGAAACUACCAGUGUCAUCUCCUUUACCCCCUCCUUACUGCCAUCAAACCACUGUAGGAACCAGCAGAAAACUACCAAAGGACAAGUGCUCAUAUGCACAGACAGAAGGUGGGUUUUGUCAAGUGUAAAUUCAAGCAGCUAUUUUUAUAAGAAAACUAAUUCAGCCUUCAAGGCAAGCAGGAGUUUUAGCAUAGAUCAAAGCUUUCAGUGAGUCUUAGAGCAAUGCAUGCCUGUGUCCUGACAGAAAGACUUACUGAAGUGUCUUAAUAUAGUUUGGAUUAUAUGUAUUUGUUAUUAAGGACAAGGCAAAGUUUUCCCAAGGAGGUCUGCAUUAAGUGCAUAACAGCUGUCAAAAGAAAAAUCCACUUUGGCCUGCCUUAUGAUUCAGGAAAACAGUAACUAUUAACUCUAUAGCAUCAUGCAAGGGUGAAGGCGUGACUGUGCAUUAACUAUCGUAUGUCACUUUUUCAUGUAUAGUGUAUAAGACCACAGUAAGUGGAGAAGAGGCAGAUUAGUAAAAACUAAGAUGUAACUUCAUUUUAUACACAUGCAAUGUCAGUUCUUUAAAAGUCAUUGACUUGGAAGCAUGUACAGAAAUAUGCACUUGAAUGUGCAGGCUUCCUGAGAAGCUGUCUUGGAAAACUGAAUUGCUCAUUUAUUUUGUAAUUUAAUGAUUCUAAUGCCACUUCACUUCAUAUAGAACCAAUUUAUGAGUGAGGUAGGUACCCACAGCAAUAUGCUCAGAAGGAACAAGUGCUGGAGAUUUGUGUCACGCUUCCUAAAUGCUUUCGUUUUACAGGACAGGAAUCAAGAUAAGCUUGUCCGAGUCGUGUUCAAGUGAUACCAGUCCAUCACAGCAAUAGGUUACAGGAAUUCAAGUGCCGUAACCAGCUGUAUCAGUUUAUCUUGAUUCUGACUACUUCAGCAUCAGUGUACAUCUGACCUUUACAGCAGGCUCUGUUAAAGACUCUCUGAACAGUCCCCCCACACAGACACAAUUUGAGCUUGCAUCUGCUACCUGAGAGGACACAUGUCACUUACAAGGCUUAGUAAAAAGCUGCUGAAAUUGUAACUGCCUCUGCCCUUCCUGUCCUCUUUGGUAUGCACUGUAAAGCACAGCCUGCUUGUGGCUCUAGGCUUGCAUGGAAGAAUAGUAGGAAAGCCACUGUUUCUCAUGUAGGAUGUCUCAAUCUUCAGAGGCUUUUUAGAAAGCAAGAUUUCUCUAGAGCAGCUUCAAAGAAGCCCUCUAGUAUGAUAUGAUAACCUGUACUGUCACCUGCUAACAAAAGCUGCUGCCUUCUAUUUCACUGGGUUUUACUUUUAACUGUGAUGGAUGACAUUCUUAACAAAUGCUGAGAAAGAUGCAUGAUGUUUCUUUUAAGACAUGCUGGAAAACUAAAGUCAGGACAGUGCUCUGGGGAACUUAAUCAUGUAUGACAAAUUUGUACAGAAGCGUUAGUUCCAGAGGUAAAUACUCAUUCUGAAAUCAGGCCUUUUCAAAAGUGUAACUGAGUUGCUUACAAAGUGAAACCCUGCCCAAAGCACAACAGAACUUUCACAGAAGUAAAUUCUCAUCUGUAAUUCAUUUAAUAGCUUAAUUUAUUAAACACAUUAUGCAAAAUCUA